AAGUUCUUCCCUGUCGGAUCACGUACAAAAAUGGCGGUAGUGCCGGUGGCCGGCUUGCUGCCUUGCGUGGCGCCGGGCGCGGUGCCGCGGGAGCCGAACCCCGAGCAGGACGAUGGGUUCCGACGCUUGUCGGCGAGGCUCUGUGCCCUGCGCCCUGAGGAUAGCAGCUCUGCCCGCACCGAGAUCCACCUGCUCUUCGACCAGCUCAUUUCCGAGAACUACAGCGACGGCAGCGGCGUGGCCGCAGAGGAUGUCAGUGCUCUUCUUGUCCAAGCUUGUCGACUGGUGCCUCUUAAUCAGAAUCAUCUUGUCAGCAAAGUGUCUCAGCUCAUCCACCAUUUACUCAACAGAUUGCAGGUGAUUGUUGAUGAACAGCACCUGGAUUUCCUGUUGGCAUAUACUAUUUCGGCUAUUCAGCAGUGCAGUUCCUGGACGCAUAUGGAAAUUCUUCAAGCCCUGGCAGCUCUGGUUUACUGUAAUGGCUCAAAAUGUCAAAAGUACCUUCCAGACUUGCUAGGCAAGACCGGACUCUUAAUGAAGUUGAGUGACUUGGCUCAGUCUGACCCUGAAGUCAGGAGAGCUGCGGUGCACUGUCUGGCCAACUUAUGUCUCAGUGUACCAGGCCAGCCGUACUUAGAGGAACCCUACCAAAAUAUCUGCUUCCAGGCUUUCUUGACCACUCUGCAAUCUCCAAAAUCAUCAGAUAUGGAUGAUAUCACAUUCUGCAUGUUGUUACAGAAUGCCUUAAGAGGUAUACAAUCACUUCUGAAUGGUGGGAAAAUGAAGCUGAAACAAACUGAAGAACUUGGAGCUCUUCUGGCCGUGCUGAAGAAAUCCAUGUUCCAUGGACUCCCUGGACUAAAUAUAGAGAUGCCCUCGGUGUUAUACCCAACUCCGCUUCCUCAGUAUGAUGGGCGACCACCUGUCAAACCACAGCAGUCAGAAUCCAGUGCUUCUCGACCAACUGUGAAUAAAAAGAAAAAAUCCAAAGUAAAACCAAAGAAAACCCAGCAAGGAGAGGAUGAAGAAGAAUCCGGUGGUGAGAUGGAAGCAGCCCCAGUCAUCAGCACGUGCAGAGGGAACCUACGCGAAGGGAGCACUCGGCACACCUCCUCCGUGGGUGUCCAGGGCUUGCCCUUAGAUGGAAGUGGAGCCACAGGAAAAGAUCGCGUUUCCUCAGCCUUCAGUUCUUCCAGUUGGAAGAGGGUCAGCAGUAGUGAGUCAGACUAUUCUGAUGCUGAAGGAGGCAUGCAGAGUAAAAUGAGGUCUUAUCAAGCCAAAGUUCGCCAAGGAGCAUUAGCUUGUUUUCUUUCUACUAUAAAAUCAAUAGAAAAAAAAGUUCUUUAUGGCUACUGGUCAGCCUUUGUUCCUGAUACACCUGAACUUGGAAGCCCACAGUCUGUGUCCUUGAUGACUCUUACAUUGAAAGAUCCUUCCCCAAAGACCCGUGCCUGUGCUCUGCAAGUUUUAUCUGCUAUAUUGGACGGCUCAAAGCAGUUUCUUUCUGUGGCUGAAGACACCAGUGACCACAGAAGGGCUUUUACUCCCUUCUCGGUGAUGAUUGCGUCCAGCAUUAGAGAGCUACACAGGUGUCUGUUGUUAGCCUUGGCGGCCGAAUCCUCCUCACAGACCCUUACUCAGAUAAUUAAGUGCCUUGCAAAUUUAGUAUCGAAUGCACCUUAUAACCGUCUGAAACUCAGCCUGCUGACCAAAGUCUGGACCCAGAUAAAGCCUUAUAUCCGCCACAAAGAUGUUAAUGUUCGUGUGUCAAGUCUUACACUCUUAGGAGCCAUAGUGUCCACUCAUGCACCUCUGCCUGAAGUCCAGCUGCUUCUACAACAGCCCUGUUCUUCUGGACUCAGUCAUAGCAGUUCCGCCACCCCUCACCUCAGCCCUUCUGAUUGGUGGAAGAAAGCCCCUGCAGGACCCUCUCUGGAAGAAGCAUCAGUUAGCUCCCCUCAGGGGUCCUCAGAGCCUUGCUGGCUCAUUCGGCUCUGCAUUUCUACUAUUGUACUGCCCAAAGAGGAUUCCUGUUCAGGGAGCGACGCUGGCUCUGCAGCAGGAAGUACCUAUGAACCAUCCCCCAUGCGACUGGAGGCCUUACAGGUGUUGGCUCAUCUGGCAAGGGGCUACUUUUCCAUGGCUCAGGUUUACUUGAUGGAGCUUGGAGAGGUGAUUUGCAAGUGCAUGGGGGAAGCAGAUCCAUCCAUUCAGCUUCAUGGAGCAAAGCUUUUGGAAGAGCUGGGUACGGGCUUAACACAGCAGUAUAAGCCAGACUCUACCAUUGCACCUGACCAGAGGGUACCCGUCUUCUUGGUGGUGAUGUUCUGGACUAUGAUGCUGAAUGGCCCUCUGCCCAGAGCCCUCCAGAAUUCAGAGCACCCGACUCUGCAGGCGAGUGCCUGUGACGCCCUGUCCUCCAUUCUCCCAGAGGCCUUCAGCAGUCUGCCGAACGACAGGCAGAUCCUGUGCAUCACAAUGCUGCUAGGGCUGAAUGACAGCAAGAAUCGCUUAGUGAAAGCUGCAACCUCGCGGGCCCUUGGUGUCUACGUGCUUUUUCCCUGUCUCAGACAGGAUGUCAUAUUUGUUGCAGACACAGCAAAUGCAAUAUUGAUGUCACUUCAGGACAAGUCUCUGAAUGUCCGAGCCAAAGCAGCAUGGUCACUGGGCAACCUGACAGACACUCUGAUAGUCAACAUGGAAACAUCAGACCCAAGUUUCCAGGAAGAGUUCUCGGGUCUCCUGCUCUUGAAAAUGUUGCGAUCAGCUAUAGAAGCAUCCAAGGAUAAAGACAAGGUAAAAAGCAAUGCAGUCCGGGCCCUUGGAAAUUUGCUUCAUUUUCUGCAACCCUCACAUAUAGAAAAACCCAGAUUUGCUGAAAUCAUUGAGGAGUCUAUCCAGGCUUUAAUUUCCACCGUUCUGAUUGAGGCUGCCAUGAAAGUCCGGUGGAAUGCUUGCUAUGCAAUGGGAAAUGUAUUUAAAAAUCCUGCCCUUCCAUUAGGGAUAGCCCCAUGGACCUCCCAGGCCUACAAUGCCCUGACGUCAGUCGUGACAUCUUGCAAGAACUUCAAGGUGCGCAUCCGAUCUGCCACUGCCCUCUCAAUCCCCAACAAGAGGGAGCAGUAUGGGUCUGUUGACCAGUACGCUCAGAUCUGGGACGCAUUGGUCACCGCUUUACAGAAGAGUGAAGACACGACAGACUUUUUGGAAUUUAAGUACUGUGCCAGCCUUCGGACCCAAAUCUGCCAGGCUCUGAUUCACCUCCUGAGCUUGGCCAGUGCCUCAGACCUGCCCUGUAUCAACAGAACCCUUACACUGAAUGGAGAUAUGAUCCAGUCCUAUAUCCUACAGUUUCUAAAAUCUGGAGCAGAAGAGGAUGACACCGGAGCACCCCGUAGCCCACAGGAGCGAGACCAGAUGGUCACAAUGGCUCUGAAGCAUUUAAACAGUGUCCAGGCACUGGCUGGAGACACAGCCAAAAGGGCCGUUGUGGGCUUUUUAGAAGAUACCCUCGCCAUUUAUUUUGACUCAUCUGGAUAAUAGUGGCACUCCUGCAUUAACAGAUUGGUUAAUAUUGUACAGGACUUCCCAGGUGUCAACUAUGGUAAUAGUGAGACCUGGCUUGAGCAUAAGGUGUGUGGGAUUUAGUCCCAGGAGCAGAAACAGUCCACACACUGUCACACUGUCUAUUUAGAAGGAGCUAGCAGCUAUUUAUGUUUUUCUCAAAUAGCUCGGACACCUUGGAGAGUGGUGCCACUGCACUGGCCAUGGUCCAGGUCGUGGGACCCUCUGAUCUGUGCAGCCAGGAGCCAGGGAGUUGGAGUUGUAUGUGGCCUGAGAUUGGGGUUUGUGAAGGAUGUUUAGUCUCAGGUGGGGGAGACCAAACAAGUAGGAGGGCUUAGGAAUUAGGAUGUCAUCUGGGGUUUUAUUUUUCUUUUAUAAUAAACUAAUGAAAAUAGUG
This is a messenger RNA of Tupaia belangeri chinensis (Chinese tree shrew), 3961 nucleotides long. It is a transcript of the gene HEATR6, whose product is annotated as HEAT repeat containing 6. The coding region runs from base 31 to 3540 and encodes 1169 amino acids. The record is from RefSeq and is a predicted model, not a curated record. Lineage: Eukaryota; Metazoa; Chordata; Mammalia; Scandentia; Tupaiidae. The transcript has 20 exons.